This is a messenger RNA of Talaromyces stipitatus ATCC 10500, 357 nucleotides long. RefSeq lists its product as uncharacterized. NCBI's taxonomy places the organism in Eukaryota, Fungi, Ascomycota, Eurotiomycetes, Eurotiales, Trichocomaceae. The record is from RefSeq and is a predicted model, not a curated record. The transcript has 2 exons. Bases 1 to 357 code for a protein of 118 amino acids.
AUGUACGCCGCACGAUCUGCCAAGCCAAAGUUGUCUCUCAGCAUUUCUGCUGCGACAAACACGACUCGUCCAGCUCUGUCCUUGCGCUCACCAGGCCCUAUGCCACGGACACCUGUUUCUCCAUCACCUCUCAGCCCAACUGCGCCAAUGUACUCGUACACAAAUUCGAGCUCAGCCAAGAGUAUUCUCAAGAAGGGUUCUACAUCCUCUACCUCGUCACGCUCAAGUGGCAAGGCAAUUCACUUCCAGAACACACCUACUGUGUACUGUGUGACCCCAAUUGAGAACAAAGACGAGUACUAUGGAGGUCAUGUCAAGAUGUCGCGCGAUGAGCGACGAUGGGGAACGAGGUCUUGA